Molecule: messenger RNA, 1423 nt
Organism: Magnolia sinica
Lineage: Eukaryota; Viridiplantae; Streptophyta; Magnoliopsida; Magnoliales; Magnoliaceae
Exons: 8
Coding region: 322-870 (182 amino acids)
Biological process (GO): sterol metabolic process
Molecular function (GO): iron ion binding; heme binding; oxidoreductase activity, acting on paired donors, with incorporation or reduction of molecular oxygen
Source: RefSeq, a predicted model, not a curated record
CCCGCGAAUGUUAGAUGGCCUAAAAACUCAGACAGCUUCUCAGUGCACUCUCUCAAAUAAGCUAUUCUUUUUUCUUCAUCUUUUGCCCAUAACAAACAUGAGAGUCUCACUUACUCCAUAGAAACGCUUCAGUCUCCUUCCUUUCCAUCUAUGAUGUUCAAAAUCCAAAUGGGUUUUCAGGAAAUGAAGUUCUGGCAAUGAUUUCUUGGCUUUCUUGACAUUCAAAAAUGCUGUCUUUAAGGGAUUUUUGGAGAAGGCAUAGAAGCAAGGCUUUUGUUGUUGUGGGAGCUUUGAGAAGUGGGUAUUUUUUGUAUAGGAUUUAUGCUUCUCAUACAUAGAGGAUUUCUGAUUUGGAGACUCAAAUCGACAGCCAACAUGAAAUUGAUGAGCUCAUUAAGGCCCAGGGGAACAUUUGGAUGCUGGCACGAAAUUGCUGAGGCUGUUGUGGCACGAAAGGGCCCUCCUGUCAAUACUAUUGAUUGCUGUGCAUUCAAUGAAUGCUUUCUUUCUGGACAGUAUUUUCAAUUGGAUCACCCUAUACCAUCAAUUGGAUCAAGUGAGUUUCUUUUGAGUGCCAAGGAGAACAUGAAGAGGCCCAAAGCUCUCAUAUGUGGGAACAUAGUCAAGUUUGUGCACCGAAAGGCCCUCAAGGAUGUCAGAUUUAAAGAUUAUUCAAUUCCAUGUGGAUGGAAGGUCCUUCUAGUUUUCAGUGCUGUACAUCUAGACAUAUCUCUUCAUGGAAGUGUCCUUGAGUUCCAUCCUUGGAGAUGGGAGCGUUCUUCGGCCUUUGAAGAAAGAGAGACUAAGAAAGGAUGCUAUUGCAUGGAAGAAGCAGAAGAGUGGGGAAGCAGAGGGUGGAAAGGCACAUGAUUCCCUUGUCAAGGAGCUAGAGUCAUCCCUUUCUGAAAGGCAAUGCACUGUAAGAGAACUGGAGCGUAAUUUACAUUAACAAAGGCAAGUCAUUACUAGCCAACAUGAUGAACUAAAGUUGCUUAAUGAAAAGCUGAAUAAUGAAGCGAGGAGAAUUAAGUCUUUGGAACGGGAGGGUGACCGACUUCGUUCUGAGAUUUCUUUACUGGAGUCCAAGGUGUGGUUUACAAAGCUCAAUUUUAUCCACAUAUUAACAGUAGCUUGUCGGUCAUGCUGAAAUGUAAAAGGAAAGAAGAGAAAAAAACUGCAAUGUUGCUGUAUUGCUGUUUUGUUGCCUUUGGACAGAUUGAUCAGCACAAAUAUUGCUUGUGGCAUGGUUAGUUAACCUUUGAUUUAUAGCAUGGAUGGCAGCUGGUGGCAGUAUGUUGUAUGCUGUGAAAUGGUUGAAAUAUUAACUUCUUUCUCAAUUAAGCAAUGUCUGCCUGUUAGAAUGGUUGACGUACUCAAUUUUUUUAGACGAUUUUGUUAAAGAAAAAGAACACUGGGAAAGCGA